This is a messenger RNA of Phasianus colchicus (ring-necked pheasant), 1541 nucleotides long. The record is from RefSeq and is a predicted model, not a curated record. Lineage: Eukaryota; Metazoa; Chordata; Aves; Galliformes; Phasianidae.
UCCGUUUACACGGCGGUGGCGGGGCGCGCGUCCGUGCGGUGCGGCACAGCCGGCGUGGGUCCUCCAGCCACGGGGCGGCGCGCUCCCCGCCUUUCCCGUCCCCGUGACCGGAAGUGCCCGCGCAUUACUUCCGGCGCCGCGCUUCCCCCCACGCUCUCUCUGCCACUAUGGCGGCGGGCGCGGAGUCGCUCUCUUUCCUGGGCCUCACCCCGUCCGCACGGGACCCCGCGACCGCCGUUCGGCGACGGAACCGCGGCCCCAGGAACCGCAAGAAGGGCUGGAAGCGCUGGGCCGGGCCCGAGGCGCGGCUGGGCCGCGAGAUCGGCGAUUUCCUCGAGGAUGUGACGCUGCAGCAGCGCGUGGCGGGCGGUCUGAUCGCGGAGCAGCCCGACGCGGGGCUCUUCUUUGUGGAUACGGGCAGCGCUGAGAAGGGACGGAAAAGGAAGAAUAAAAUCCGUGAGAAACCCCUUCACAUCGACCUGGUGCUGCGGCCCGACUCCAAAGUGCCGGCGCCCAAAGACAUUCUGUCCCAUCAGAUCCCCAAUGGAAGGAAGGAGAGGCGGCGGCAGCAGUUCUGGGAGCGGAUGGCACAGAGGGGGGUUCUGCCACGCAGCGAGAGAAGGCUGCAAACAAGGCUGCAGAACCCUGCCCCCCCCCGGGAAAAACCACCCGAAAAGGGGCGACUGGAUCCGGGGAGGAGCUUCUACGACAUCUGGGCAGAUGAUAACCCUCUGGAGCGGGCACUGGUGGGGCAGGACGCGUGGUUCCUGCAGCAGACACAGAAGCAGAGGGUGAAGCGCCCCCUCAGGCUGCAGCAGAAGCCAUCGCAGCUCCCGGCCGUGGAGGUGAUCGCCCCUGGGGGGUCCUACAACCCCACCUUUGAGGACCACCAGGUUUGUGGGGGGGACAAAGUGGAGCGGCAGCUCCGCUUCCCCACAGCUGCUGAGGCCCCCACUGCGGAGACGGUGUUCAGGGAGCAGUGCGAGGGGCUGCUGGAGGAGUCGGGGGAUGAGGAGGAGGAAGAGGAAGAGAAAGAGGAAGAAGAGAAGAAGGAAGAAGCGGUGGGGGGGGCACAGCCCUCAGACCCCCCCAGGCUGCUCCACAGGCCAGGCAAGAAGACGGAGCAGCAGCGGCGGAAGGAGAAGGAGGCGCGGGCGCAGGAGUUGCAGCGGCGCCGCUUGAAGGCUUUGCGGUGCCGGCAGCAGCAGCUGUUCAGGCUGCGGUCGCUGGGCCGGCAGCUGCGGCGCUGGGAGCAGGAACUGCUGCGACGGCGCAGGGCGAGGGAGGCCAAACGGCGCGAGAUGGAGGGGCGGCCGCGGCGUCUGGGGAGGAUCAAGUAUGAGGACCCCGCUCUGGAGGUGCAGCUGAGUGAUGAGUUGGCGGAGNUCCUCCCCCCGUUUCAGCCCGAGGGCAGCGUUCUGCACGACCGCUUCAAGAGCCUUCAGAAACGGAGCCUGAUUGAGCCCCGGGAGCGGGCAAAGUUCAAGAGGAAAUACCGCCUCAAGUAUGUGGAGAAGAGGGCGUUCCGGGAAGUGACGUGA